AUGUUUCAUUUUCGGUUUUGGUUAUUUGGCGAAUGGAAUGAUGUUGUUAUUGAUGAUCGAUUACCAUGUUACAAGGGUAAUUUUGUAUUUUGUCGAAAUAACAAAGAUCCAAAUGAACUAUGGGCACCAUUACUCGAAAAGGCCUACGCAAAAGUAUGUGGUUCAUAUCAACUAAUGGCUGGUGGGCGAAUGGCCGAUGGUCUCGUUGAUUUCACAGGCGGCAUUGAUGAAUCGAUUAUGUUGGAUCAACAAUCACCUCCACCAGAACUUAAAGAAGAAAUUAAACGUCUUCUGUCUCAAGCAUUGGCAAGAAAAUCUAUGGUGGGAUGUAAUAUAUUUCCAACUGAGAAAGAGCCGAAUGCUGGAUUGUUACAUAAUGGGCUUGUUUCGGGACAUGCAUUUUCCAUAACACAAAAGAAAGAUUUAAAUACACAGAAUGGAGUUGUUACAUUGAUUAGAUGUUUAAAUCCGUGGAAUGAUUCAAUUGAAUGGAACGGUGAUUGGGGCGAUAACUCACAGUUGUGGGACGGAGUGGCUGAAGAAGAAAAGCGCAAAUUUAAAUUUCAAAGAUUACACGAUGGAGAAUUUUGGAUGUCUUACGAUGAUUUUUUUACUAAUUUUCAUGAGCUUCAAAUUUGUCACCGUACUCCAGAAUCCGUGGGUCUUUUUGAAACUGCUUCACCUACAUCGCUUCCGAGUCCGGAAAAUGAAUUGACAUGGCAUGAAGAAAUGUUUCACGGCAAAUGGAAAGAAGGAGAAUCUGCUGGUGGAAGCGGCUUGGAGAGACAGCCCCCAGAAAAGUAUUGGACCAAUCCUCAAUAUCUGAUCAAAUUAGAAUUUACCGAUGGUGGUAUUAAAGAGAAAUGGCGUACAAUGAUUAUUGCAUUAAUGUUUAAAAGAAGACAACUAAAAUUAAAUGACGGACAACCUGUACUCAUAGGAUUUGAUGUUUAUCGGGUCAAGAACGGUGCUAAUCUACGUAAACAUAUUGAAGGAAGUCAAAAGUAUUAUAUGGUACAUUUAGACUAUGUUGGUGAUAGUGGAGGGCAUACGGUGCAUCGUUCUGUUAGUAAAAGAUUUAAAGUUCGUCCUGGGACUUAUAUUAUCAUACCAAAUACAUUUGUUUGUGACGAUGUUGGUGAAUAUCUCUUACGAAUAUUCACUGAAACAGUCGAGGGUCAAACACUAGCAAUAGAAUUGACAAAUAAUAAAGAAAAUCUUACUGAAUUGGAAACAAAACGUCCACAUUUAGAAGUCGAUAGUAAAUCAACUUCUACUCCGAAAUCAUCCAACGAAGAAACAAAUAAUGUCACAGAAGAUGUAGGUGGUGCUUUUUCAGGUCCAAAUUCAAGAAAACCAAAUACCAAUAUUGAUACUAAUAAUAAAAAAGGACAUUAUCGUACAAUUCAAUAA
Rotaria sordida is the source of this 1413-nucleotide messenger RNA. The record is from the annotation of a GenBank genome assembly. NCBI's taxonomy places the organism in Eukaryota, Metazoa, Rotifera, Eurotatoria, Philodinida, Philodinidae.